GUUAAGUGUCUUUUUUUCCAGACGAGUGGUCGCGGCCGAUCUUCGGGUUGACGUCCAACUACAAGGGGAUGACGAGAGAGGAGCGUCAGCAGAGAGAUCUGGACCAGCAGAUGCCUCAGAGACGACGACUGAGUCAGCCUCCGAAGGUGGAGAGGGCGGAGGAACCCGACGUCUUCUCUCCACCCAUCAGUUCUGGAGGUCAGACGCCUCGCAGAGACCUGGAGAAGCAGCUGACCGGAGAGGAAAAAGCUCUGCGACCCGGCGACCCCGGGUUCUGCGCCAGGGCUCGGGUGCCGAUGCCCUCCAACAAAGACUACGUGGUCCGACCCAAGUGGAAUGUAGAGGUGGAGUCCAACAGGGUGAGUGUGUUUGUCCUGUUCAGUGUUUGCGUCUUUAAUGUAGAGCUGGGUAUCACUGUUUCACUGCGUCACCAUAAACACAACGACUGGACGCGCCACAGUGCAGGUAGAGCCCGGUAGAGC
Molecule: messenger RNA, 482 nt
Organism: Morone saxatilis (striped sea-bass)
Lineage: Eukaryota; Metazoa; Chordata; Actinopteri; Moronidae
Product: protein IWS1 homolog
Exons: 4
Coding region: 69-479 (136 amino acids)
Biological process (GO): poly(A)+ mRNA export from nucleus
Cellular component (GO): nucleus
Source: RefSeq, a predicted model, not a curated record